ACUAUAGGCCACACAUUUCCAUCAUUCAACGUUAUAUUUCACUAAUCACCACACAUAGAUAUGCAUUUACAGGAACAUUAGUUAAUUACAAAAGCCUAAUCAUCCAUCUCUUUUUGUUUAUUCAUUUUUCUUAAUUCAUGGCAUCUUUUAGGUUCUCAGUUCUGGUGAUCACGAUUUCACUUGUCAUUGUCACAGCAUAUUCCACACUUGAUGCCGAUGAAACUAUUGAAUUCGGGUAUGUGGGUCCUAAAGGACCUGAUAAAUGGGGAAGCCUAGACCCCAAGUUCGCGGUUUGUGCAGAUGGCAAAGCACAGUCUCCAAUCGACAUUUCGAGGACCAAAGCAACCCCCAAUAACCAGCUCAGAGCCUUAUCCAGAGACUAUUACUCUGCCGGUGCCAAAUUAGUAAACAAUGGCUUCAACAUCGCUGUACACUUUGACUCGAGCGCGGGAACGAUGAACAUAGAUGGCAAGAAUUACAGUCUCUUACAAUUGCAUUGGCAUACUCCAUCGGAACACACAAUGGAUGGAAAGCAAUUAGACGCGGAGCUUCAGUUGGUCCACAAGGCGGAUGAUGGCAGCAUGUCUAUUACAGGCAUUCUUUACCAAGUAGGCAAUGGAGACUCGUUUCUAGGCAGGGUGCAAAAACAUUUAAAAGAGUUGGCUAAAGAUAAAUGCGGACCCAACGAACAUUCUGAAAUUCCUCUUGGGAACUUGAGCACAAGGCAACUGAAGAGAAGUACUCGAAACUAUUUCAGAUACACUGGCUCUUUCACGACACCUCCCUGUACCGAGAAUGUUACCUGGAUUAUUUUUGGCAAGCCUUCAUCUAUGUCUCAACAACAAAUAGACGCGUUAAAAGCUCCAAUGGAAGAGGCAUAUAAGAUGAACGCAAGGCCCGUGCAACCUGACAAUGGUCGACCAGUCAAUCUUCAUGAUGAGCCAAAGAAAGUGUAGAUGGAUGGAUCUAUAGGCUAUAUUGUCAUUCUUAACAAAGGAAUUAAGUACUAGGAUCAACUAAUAGAAUGUAGCUAAUUGUAUAGUGAAGGGCUGUCGUGAGUUAAUUUUUAUAGCUACCAUAACCACAAGGCUAAUGGCCAGAAAGAUAAGUCUUAGAACCUGUUAUAUAUUUUUGUAAAAGCGGAAGUGGAAAUAAUUGUUUUUCUCUUUUAUUAUUCUUUCUGGAUGCAACUGCAAAUUGAGAUGUACCUUACUUUUAUCUUUAACAAAUGAGGGAUCUUAUUAUGCUUUA
Daucus carota subsp. sativus is the source of this 1251-nucleotide messenger RNA. Its product is annotated as alpha carbonic anhydrase 1, chloroplastic. The record is from RefSeq and is a predicted model, not a curated record. The coding region runs from base 138 to 956 and encodes 272 amino acids. Gene Ontology annotation, biological process: one-carbon metabolic process. NCBI's taxonomy places the organism in Eukaryota, Viridiplantae, Streptophyta, Magnoliopsida, Apiales, Apiaceae. The transcript has 6 exons. Gene Ontology annotation, molecular function: carbonate dehydratase activity; zinc ion binding.